Mytilus trossulus (common blue mussel) is the source of this 1040-nucleotide messenger RNA. Its product is annotated as tyramine receptor Ser-2-like. The record is from RefSeq and is a predicted model, not a curated record. The coding region runs from base 16 to 999 and encodes 327 amino acids. The transcript is spliced from 2 exons. Gene Ontology annotation, cellular component: plasma membrane. Gene Ontology annotation, molecular function: G protein-coupled photoreceptor activity. Lineage: Eukaryota; Metazoa; Mollusca; Bivalvia; Mytilida; Mytilidae. Gene Ontology annotation, biological process: phototransduction; G protein-coupled receptor signaling pathway; cellular response to light stimulus.
GUUGCCGCGGGAAACAUGCCAAUAACAAUCCUCACAAUAUUUUUUGGUGAAUGGUCACUCUCAGACAACGGUUGUAUUGUAUUUGGGUAUUCAAAUAUGUUAACAUUAGUAUUGAGCGUAAUGUCAUUGUGUAAUAUAAGUAUAAACAGAUACAUUAUGGUGUGUAAACCUUUCUACUUCAAAACAGUAUAUACAAAACGGAACGCUAUAAAAAUGAUAUGUAGUUGUGUUAGUGUUUCCAUAGUUUUAUCGUUACCACCGCUUGUUGGAUGGGCUGAAUACUCUUACAUCCCUGCACAACAUUUUUGUUUUUGUAAUUGGGCAAAAGCUCCGUCGUAUGCAUUUUUUAUGAUAGGUUGUUGUUUUGGUAUACCAUUUACAGUUAUGUCUAUAUGUAACAUACUUAUCUUUCGAACUGUACGAGCUAGUAAGAGUCGCGUGGCAGCUGCUAAAUCAAAAAGUUUUUCAAACAGUCAACAUAGAGGAAGCUUAAAAUCUACCAUUGUGACGCAGGCGUCUUCAAUCCUUCCGGAACCUUCGACAGUGUCAUCUUCACAUACCGAUAAAACAUUAUUAUACAUCGCUAAUCGUAAUCAUAACAAUAGAACAGCUGUUACCUUGGAAAAUCUAUCUACUAUAGACGAUGUAAAGGUGAAUGUAUCAACAGUCAAUUCCAAUUCAAAUAGACUGUCAGUUGUAAAAUCAAAACAGCAGCAGAAAAUCAUAAGACAUGCGACAGACAAAGCACGGUCAGAUGAAAUACGUCUCGCUCUCGCUCUUGCCAUUGUUGUUAUUAUGUUUGUAGUUUGUUGGCUACCGUUUUGUAUAAGUAUGUUAAUAGGCAUAUUUAGUCCAAAUGCUGCGUCUGAUAAAUUUCAUAUGUGGACGUUGUUAAUUGGUUAUUCCAAUAGUUGUAUGAAUCCGGUUAUUUAUGGUGCUUUGAACAAAAAGUUUGGUGAAGGGUUUAGAGACAUUUUUUGUCGAUUUUGCAAAAGAUAAAGAAAUUGUUAUUGUUUACUGUUAUUGAACAAAUUCUUCGA